Molecule: messenger RNA, 3462 nt
Organism: Puccinia triticina
Lineage: Eukaryota; Fungi; Basidiomycota; Pucciniomycetes; Pucciniales; Pucciniaceae
Exons: 3
Coding region: 1-3462 (1153 amino acids)
Biological process (GO): intracellular signal transduction; protein phosphorylation
Cellular component (GO): cytoplasm; nucleus
Molecular function (GO): protein serine/threonine kinase activity; ATP binding
Source: RefSeq, a predicted model, not a curated record
AUGUCCAACCGACCAGCAGUCCCCGUCACCACCCUCUCCCUCUCCUCCUCCUCCUCUUCCACCCACAACCCGCUCCCAGAUGUCGGCACUCGAGACUACACGAUCCUCAAGGAAGUCGGCGACGGCUCCUUCGGCACGGUCUGGCUGGCCGACUGGCACUCUCCACUCACCCUCCCCCCCGGCACCCAACCCCCAGGGCCAAGCUCACGGCCAGAGUACAAGGGGAAACAACUCGUGGCGGUCAAGAAGAUGAAAAAAACUUUUGACGGCGGAUGGGACGAAUGCAUGAAACUCAAAGAACUCAAGUCACUACGAACGAUCCCCAUGCACCCCUUCACCAUCCCACUCUACGACGCCUUCCUCCAUCCGACCACCAGGGAACUCUACUUUGUUUUCGAAUGCAUGGAAGGCAACCUAUACCAACUCACCAAAUCCCGCAAGGGUCGUCCACUCGCCGGCGGCCUGAUCGCCUGCAUCUUCGAACAAACCCUACUCGGAUUGCAUCACGUCCACGCCUGUGGAUUCUUCCACCGGGACAUGAAACCUGAAAACCUGCUCAUCACAACCACCGGCCUCACCGAUUAUCCCCACGGAAGUCCGUACGCACUACCCACCGCACCCCCCGAGAGGGAUGUGGCCGUGAUCCUGAAGAUUGCCGAUUUCGGGCUUGCAAGAGAAACCAACAGUCGACCCCCCUACACGGAAUACGUCUCUACUCGUUGGUACCGGGCCCCAGAGGUCCUACUCCGAGCACGGGACUACAGCAAUCCGGUCGACAUGUGGGCCCUCGGUGCCAUCCUUGUCGAAACUGUCACUCUCAAACCACUCUUCCCAGGGAAUGGCGAAAUGGAUCAAGUUCACAGAAUCUGCGAAAUCAUGGGCGAUCCCCAGCAUCCCUAUGGAUUAGAUGAUAAAGGCCGUCUUCGAGGCGGUGGUCAAUGGCUUGGGGGAGUUGCUCUGGCUAAAGCGGUUGGGUUUUCAUUCCCUGAUAAAGUACCGAUCGACUUUGUUCAACUCUUCGACACGUCAAACAUUCCAAUUCAAUUAAUUGACUGUCUGCACGAACUUCUCCGUUAUGAACCCAGAGCUCGACUGACAACCGCACAAUGUCUGGCGCAUUCUUACUUCACCGAUGUUGCACCUCGUCUUAUUCCACCCUCUCUAUCGGGUAUCGGCAUGUUAAACUCCUCCCUCGCCCGCGGCCUGCCCUCCCCUCGGCCGAAUACUGUCUAUCCUGCUUCCCCCGAACAUCUUGGUGCUCACCAGCAGCAGCAUUACAUGCCAGUCGACCUCCCCUCGAUCUCUCCCCAAAUCGUCCCAGUCUCCCACAAUCAAGCUGGUUUCCCUAACGCAAGGCCCACACAUGUCCUCACGCCUUCCAACAGUAGCCAUGCUGUUGAUUCGAUCAUGACCGACGGUGAACCGUCUGGCGACCAUCACCAACCUAACGGUCAGGCCUAUCCACCACGCGCAUAUGUAUCUCCUCCGGAGUUCCAGCGGCGUGGCUCUCAACCCUAUGAAAACUAUCCUCAGCCUCCUCAGGGCUACGAAUAUUCCGCUCCGAUGAUCGCCCAGGACCCUUCAUUUCUGUCGCUCUCUACUGGUCUACCAUCACCAUCUGAUCCCAGCCGGGCCUCAACUGACACUCGCCACACCAACACAAGCAACCAACUUAAAGUCCGAAGUAGGACCUUGGCCUCCGUUUUUUCCGGAUCUCAGUCUCUCAAGCGAACUCCUUCUGAGCGCGUUUUCACGGAUGGAUGUACAACCAAUCCUUCGCCUACCUUGUCACUCGAUCCCAAGAAAGCCAAGAAGGAGGCCGAGAAGGCUGCCAAGGAAGAGGCUAAGUUGGAGGCACAGGCCAAACGUGAGGCCGCGCGUCGUUCAGCCCAAGAGCGGUCUCGAGCCGUGUUGCAGAAGCAGAGGCUUGCGCAAGGUUCAGAUAUCCUGAUUCAUGUCAAUCCAGAGUUUGCUGCUCCGGUUGGCGCGCCUCGGAAGGCCGUUGACAAGGGAAAAGGUCGUGCGACUCUCCAUCCUCCAAUGCCCCAGAUAGUUGAAGACUGUUCUCGGACUCGAAACGGCCAACCUCCGCUCCCCAGCCCGGCCAGUACCGGGGCGCCUUCUUUUCAUACUCAAUCCGAUCGCUCAGUCUACUACGGCGACGAUCGUCAGACACGCCCAGAAUAUCCAACAGAAGAACGACGGUACUCGUUCAAUUCAUCCAAUACGAUGGACAGCGAUCCUGGUCCUCGAUCUCAGCACAUCAAUCUCGUCCGAAGUCCCUCCCAUGGAUCAGGCUACUCGAGAUUAUCAGUCGCUUCAUCGCCUAACUUGGCCAGUCUAUACAGGGCAUCAACACCCGCUUCAACCACAUCAUCGCUAGACCAUCAACUCAUCGCUAACAUGGCAGGCCUAUGUGCGGACGAGCAAUCGAAUGCUAAUAAUGGCAAAGCUCUUCACAAGUGGCCCAAGCCCCCGCCCAACGAGAAACGGGCCUCAGAUGAAUCUUCAGCCCUCUCUCAAUCUCGCUCGCGAAGUCCCAGUGAUCCUCGGUUCAGCCCCUAUGCAGUACCGCCGAUGCGGACGAGCCUACCGAGUAUUGCCAACUUCGAUUUCCCCAGCGGGCCGCCUCCCCAGCCACCGCUCCCCUCACCUGGUCAUCCUCAGGCUCCUGAACGACAACAUCCCGAGCGCCAUCUGUCGAUCAGCUCGGGCAGCCCAUCGAUCCUCUCCCACAACUCAUUCCCCAUCGGCCCUCGCAGCCCUUAUUCGACCACCUCACCCAGUAACUAUCAUCAGCCCCAGCAAUCCUCCACCAGCCCGCCCGGUGCUCACACCACUGGUAGUCCUAACCUCGUCUUCGAUCUCACUGGCUCUACGUUGGCUAGUUCAGAGAUCCAUUACCACCAGCAUCAUCAACCUCCUCAACAGCCACAACACCACCAACAUCUUCAGUCCCAACAACAGCAACAGAAUUCACAACAACAUGCUCAUCAUACCAAUCUUAACAGCGAAUCUAUUUCUUCAGUUCUUGUCUCAGUUCAUAACGGAUCUUCUUCCCCCUCUCUCUCCGACUCCACUCAUCACUCAUCUCACCCCAACCAUCAACAACAGUCAGGACAGAGUCGGUUCGGCAAGAGUGUUUCUUCGACCGACGAGGAGUUGGUCGUGCCCACCAAUGGGAAACCGCUCCACCAUCUCCAUCGCCACUCGACGUGUUGUCCGCUCCCUCCCGACCAACUCAACCUCGCCCUCACUCACCAUAAUCCGCUCCAGCAGCAACACCAUAACCUCCAGCAUCAGCAACACCAUCUCCUCCAUCAUCACCAGACCCUCAAUCAGAACCAUCUCCAGAAUCUUCAGCAUCAGCAGCAGCACCAGCAACAACAACUCGUCGACUUUAGUUAUAUUCACAACGACUCGCUUCAUGAUCUUGAUGACGAUCAACACAUGACUAGCUAG